UUCAAAUCUGGGCUUACCAGCGCUUCUCUCUCCUGCUCUCGCCCAUGGACGAGGAAUGACCACGGCGAGCUCCAAGAAGAAGGAAGCUAUGGCGGUGUGCGGCAGCCGCCGUGGGCUGCCAUACACGUGGCAAUGCAUCUGGGCGUUGGCGGUGGCGGCGUCGAUGAUCGUCUACUCUCUCGCAUUGUUCAAUGGCCCUUCCUCUUCCUCCUCCACCUCCUGCGCGAGGGAUCGCUCCAGCAGCAAUCGCGAGCUCGCGGCGGCGAGGAGCAGCGGCGGCCAUGGCGAUCACGAAUCGCUGUGGGAGUGGCGCGGGGAUUUGCGGCAGAUGGAGGCGGCGUGGAACCGGCUGUGCUUCGGCCCCAUCCAGGAACGCCUCCGGAUCGCGCUCUUCGUCAAGAAGUGGCCAGUCGGGGGCGUCCCGGGUGGCCUGGAGCGCCACGCUCUCACGCUCCACCGCAAUCUCGCCGCCAGGGGCCACGAGAUCCACGUCUACACCUCCGCCGCUGCUGGCUCCGACAAUCCGGAAGAGCUCCUGGACGAUCAACAGGAUCACGGAGAACGGGGGCUCUUGCAUGUCCACUUCUCCCGCCCCAACGCCGGCGGUGGAUUCGACUAUCACCGCGCCUGGGACCAAUUCCUCGCCGACAACUCCACUCAUCCGGGCGGAUUCGACAUCGUCCACUCGGAGAGCGUCGCGCUGCCGCACUGGAAGGCCCAGCUCCUGGGAUCCAACCUCGCCGCCUCCUGGCACGGCAUCGGCUACGAGAUCAUCCACUCGGACCUUGUCCAGGAUCUGGUACGCAAGCCCGGCGAGCCGCGGAGCGCUGACCUCCAGCGAUCGCUUGGCGAGCGCCUGACGCGCGUGGCGGACGAGAUCAAGUUCUUCCCCAGCUACCGCCACCACGUCGCCACCAGCGACUACGUGGGCGACGUCCUCCAGACCAUCUACGAGAUUCCGCUCCGGAAUGUCCACACCAUCCUCAACGGCGUGGAUGAGUCGCGGUUCCGCCCGAGCCUGGACGCAGGCUCGGCAUUCCGCCGCAAGUACGGCGUGCCGGUCAACGCCAGUCUCGUCUUCGGCGCCGCCGGUCGCCUGGUCCGCGACAAGGGCCACCCGCUGCUCUUCGAGGCCUUCUCGCGGAUAGCCGCGCGUCACCCCGGGGUGUUCUUGCUCGUCGCGGGCCACGGCCCCUGGGGCGACCGCUACCGCGAGCUCGCGCCAAAUGCCAAGACGCUCGGCCCCAUGGAUCCCGCCCACCUCGCCGACUUCUACAACGCGCUCGACGUCUUCGUCAAUCCGACGCUGCGCUCGCAGGGGCUGGAUCACACUCUCCUCGAGGCCAUGCAGUGCGGUAAGCCGCUACUCGCGACGCACUUCUCGAGCAUCACUUGGAGUGUGGUGGUGAGUAGCGACUUUGGCCAUACUUUCUCGCCCAACGUCGACUCGCUGGAGCAGGCUAUGGAGGCCGUGAUCGCGCAGGGCCGCGACACCAUGCGACGUAAAGGAGAGCUCUGCCGCGAUUAUGCUUCGCUUAUGUUCACGGCCACCAAGAUGGGAGCUGCGUACGAGCGCCUCUUCCUGUGCAUGAAGAACGAGAGUUACUGCCAGUAUCCGCUACCUGGAGACUGCCCGGUUGAGCCCAGCAAGUACUAGAACACGAUGUCAUGGAACUUUUUUAUUCGUUCUUUGUUUUAGAUCUCCAAGUUGUCCUCCACAAGCAAGCUUCCCUGUGAUUUAUUCCUUCCAGCCGAGCGUCAUGGCAGCAGCAAAGAUGUACAAUACGUGAUUGAUACACUUACAGAGCGGAGGAAUCUUAGAUCGUGUAUAGAAACA
Selaginella moellendorffii is the source of this 1837-nucleotide messenger RNA. RefSeq lists its product as uncharacterized. Lineage: Eukaryota; Viridiplantae; Streptophyta; Lycopodiopsida; Selaginellales; Selaginellaceae. The transcript has a single exon. The coding region runs from base 56 to 1657 and encodes 533 amino acids. The record is from RefSeq and is a predicted model, not a curated record.